Messenger RNA from Angiostrongylus costaricensis, 666 nucleotides. The record is from the annotation of a GenBank genome assembly. Lineage: Eukaryota; Metazoa; Nematoda; Chromadorea; Rhabditida; Metastrongylidae.
AUGCCUGUUCGUAUGGACGUCGACGAUAUGAUCAUCCGACUAUUAAACGUCGGUGUGCCAGGCUGUGCACUGGUUAACAAUGUGAAGGAAUCCGAACUGUUGGUGCUCUGCCAAAUUGCGAAACAUGUACUUCUUAGCCAAGCAUCGCUGGUUGAGGUUCAAGCCCCUAUAAAAAUAUGUGGAGAUAUUCAUGGUCAAUUUGCAGAUGUUCUGCGACUGUUUGAUCGAGGUGGUUUCCCUCCGAUGGUUAAUUACCUCUUUCUUGGUGACUACGUUGACCGCGGCCAUCAAAGUCUUGAAUGCAUUGCGCUGUUCUUCUGCUACAAGAUCAAAUAUCCUGAUAACUUCUUUAUUUUACGAGGAAACCAUGAAUGCGCUCCGAUUAAUCGAGUGUACGGCUUCUUUGAAGAAUGCAACAGGCGUUACAGUAGCACUCGACUUUGGCUCUCUUUUCAGGAAACGUUCGCAACUAUGCCGCUCGCAGGGCUAGUAGGUGGCAAAAUUCUUUGCAUGCAUGGUGGCUUGUCUCCUAAGUUAAAGUCUCUGGAUCAAUUACGGCAUAUCACUCGGCCCAUUGAUCCUCCAAACCCGUCGUUGCACAUGGAUCUCUUAUGGAGUGAUCCUGAUCAGCACGUUAAGGUAAGAAGUACAAUCAUACCUAUGUAG